Rattus norvegicus (Norway rat) is the source of this 3290-nucleotide messenger RNA. RefSeq names its product ciliated left-right organizer protein containing ZP-N domains (gene Ciroz). The record is from RefSeq and is a predicted model, not a curated record. Gene Ontology annotation, cellular component: extracellular region. Lineage: Eukaryota; Metazoa; Chordata; Mammalia; Rodentia; Muridae.
UUCUGGCACCUGGCUGGCACCUGGGUGACUCUUGGCAACCAAGGGAAGGGGACAGGCUGGCCCUUUACUUCUGAGCUGGGAGUGCCACUAGAUAAACUCCUCCAGGGGAGGAGGGAGCCAGUGGGCUGAGGAUGUGGGGGUCUGUGGCAGUUGUCUGGACCGUCUGUCUGGCGUGCAUUCAGCCUGCGGUGUUCCCAUGGAUCCUCCCCUUCAGGUCAAACAAGGACAGGCCUCACCCAGCACGUGGAGCUCUGACAGAGAAGGUCGAGUGCUUCUCAGACUACAUGACCCUGCAGAUCUCGAGGAGCCACGUGCUGGGUUUGAGGCAGUGGCUGGCUGGGGUCCUUCGCCUGCGGGGCACCAAGAGGUCCCCCAAACACCUGGAUUCUCUUCUUCCCAAAUGUGGUUACCUUUUGCAUCCUGCUCAUGAGGGAGGCUACAUCUUCCGUGCACUGUACUCUGGCUGCUUUGUACAGAAAGAGAAAGCAGAUUACAGGUUGGAAAUCAGAAUGUUUGGAAGAGGGGCGGAAAGGUUGAAGGAGAGCAAUCGCUUCGUAAUGAAGUGUCCCAUGAUCGUGGCAAGGUUGGGUGAGCAGAGCGUCUCCUGCCAUCCCUCAUUCAUCCAGGUCUCUAGGCCCUGGCCUCCGAGGAGCGAUGGUGGACAGACGCCGUGGCUGCUGUCCCUUCGAGGGGAGCUGGUGGCUUCUCUGGAGGACGCUAGCUUGAUAGGAUUAGAGGUGGAUAUUGGCGCCACCAUGGUCACCAUCCGAAGCCCAAGACAAGAAUUUCUUCAGAGGCUGGAGGUGUGGAACACCUCCCUGGAGCUCCUGCCAUUGUGGCUGGUGAGCGGUUCCUAUGCCUACUCCUUCGAGGCCGCGUGCCCACUGGUGUCUUUCCAGCCAGGGUCAGAGAUCUCAGUUCACAUCCCCAAGCAGAGACUGGGUCUGGUCAAAAGAGGCUCCCUCGUUGAAGAGUCUCUGAGUCCCAGAUUCCUUCAGGUGCAGCAGUCUGACACCUUCACGGUGGCCGAGGACAGGGACUUUGUGGUUGUCAGCAUGCCAGCAACACUGCUGCUUCGGGACCAGCCGUGCCAAGAGGUCAGAGAAUCCCCAGGGACACAAGCUUUCUACAGGGUGGACCUGAGCCUGGACUUCGCAGAGAUGGACUCUCCAGUGCACUGGACCGUAGAGAACUUUUUCCAGUGUGCGGGAUCAAGAGAAGAGUCACUGGUCCUAACAACCACACCGACUGCUCUUCCGGCCCUGUCCCCUGGAUGGGGAACUACACCGGUAGAAACACCAUCUGCCACCUCUUCCCAGCUCCAGACCCCACCAAUGGCUGCCCCGGAGGAGCUCCCUCAACAUUUUGUGCACCAGCCUACUAAAGAAUCCACCAAGCAGGAACUGACAGUGCCAUUUAUGCAACUAACUAGACCUGCAGGAGGAAGCCGGGUGUUGAUGACUUUCCCCUCCUCCAGUGCAGGGCAGGAACGCCAAGGUCCUCAGACCCCUCCAGAGAAAGCAGACUUAAGUCCACAUCCCCAGACUCCAGCUACACUCUCCUCAGAACACACUGAAGUUUCCCAGACUGGCCCUGGCCCUUCACACUUGGUUUCCCUGACUCCCAAUUCCCCGAGCACACAUUUGUCUUCAGGAAUCCCCUCUUCUCCGUGGCCUUCCUGGCCAUCUGAUGGUCCCCAAAUGCUCCCGUGUUCUGAACCAUCGGUUACGCUAACCGAAGAUCCCAGAGCUAUGAGAGCUGAGCGGGACUCUGUUCAGCCAUCAGGAAGUCCCUUCCCUCCAGGAGGUUUGUCAAGUGAGACUGCGAAUUCAACAGAGUCCAUGGAACUUAUCCCGAGGGAACCUGACCACGUCAGUGAGGAGUUUCUGCCAUUGACAAGGCUCUUCAUGAGCAGCCUGGCUAAAGAGGGUCUGAUUUUCCACCAUGACCCCGAGAGACCUCAGGAGAGACCCAUAAUCAAGGCUGAGGAACCUCUGCAGAAUGAUCAUGAUCCCUCUGGAGAGGAGACCAGAGGGUACCUGGACCUGCCAACAUCAGAGCCAAGUCAGGAAAUGAAAGGGCUGGCGACAGAUGCCACAUUCACAGCCUCAGGAAGGAGGCAGCCAGAUGCCAGGGCCUAUCUGGAGACCUCGAGUCCAGAGCCCACUGGGAGGCACAGAGUGGGUCCAGCAGCUCUCCAGACAGCGCUUCCCAAGGGCCUUCUGGCUUCCGCUUCUGAGAAGCCUGCAGCCCCUUCUGAAGGAGGUGCAGAUAGAACCCUACAACUAGAGUCAGUACCUCUGAGGUCUGAGGGCUGGCAUGAUCUGGGGGCUGCACACACAGCCAAUCCCCUGCCUUCACCCACAAAACCUUUAGCUCCUGCAGAAGUCCUAUUUCUUCCCUCCGGUGAGCCUGGAAACAUACUCCCUAGUGGUCAGGAGUCAAUGGAGUCCAGGUUGGCCCCCACUGCUGACAGCCAUCAGCCUCCUGAACCCUAGUGCGUGUGGAGGGGUGCUUCGAGAGGACCCUAUGGCUGAGCCUUUCUGGAGAGUUCAGGGAUGAGUCAUAGGAGUAUCCAGGGAGGGGAGGCCCAGAGGAAAGGGAGGACAUGGUUUGAUAUGUUCACGCUUCCCUUCAGGAAGCCGGCUAGGACAGGACCAGAGCCCUUGGCUUCCUUGAGCUGGUCCAACUGUGUUUUACAUCUUCCUUCCCUGUUAAAUCUGGGAAGGCAUCUGGGCAGAUGCUGCCCUAUAGCUGGGCCCACCCACGACUAGGGCUCUGGUCUCCACUCCAGCUCUAUAACCUUAGCAAGGCACUAGCCUUUCUGAGCCUUAGUUUCCCCAUCAAGGAAACACAGUGGGUUUAUGGAUGGUGCGUGUGUGUGGGGUGCGUGAACAGGAUCACACAGAGUGUAGAGCCCUGCCCAAGCUGGGAACCCCAGGGGGGGAGGAGGAUGGAGGAUGGAGAGUCAGUACUUUGGCUUUUGUUCGUCCCAUGCCGUGGUUUCUAUGGUAGCAGCUGGUUCCCUUCUGGGCUUGGCUAGACCCAUUGACCUGCAGUGACCCAGAGCUCCCAAACUCUGUGGCCCAGAAGCCCAGCUGUGGCCAGGCACAGUGACCGGGACCGGAACCCCACUCUGUGCCUCCUUGAGAGGGCAGUGCCUUGCCCACCCCAACCCCCAACCCUAGGCUGGCCGACCUGGAAGUGGGAUUUGAAAUGCAGCCAAGACUCGAGGAGGCCAGCAGCCAUGCCAGCCCAGAAUGCGAACUAAAUAAAUAAAUAAAUAAUCA